Messenger RNA from Vigna umbellata (rice bean), 1877 nucleotides. RefSeq names its product acid beta-fructofuranosidase-like. Lineage: Eukaryota; Viridiplantae; Streptophyta; Magnoliopsida; Fabales; Fabaceae. Gene Ontology annotation, biological process: carbohydrate metabolic process. Gene Ontology annotation, molecular function: beta-fructofuranosidase activity. The record is from RefSeq and is a predicted model, not a curated record.
UGUAAAGGAUACUAACUUUUUUCUUGUGUCUCUGUGGGUGUGGCUUCGGCUUGCUGUGCUUGGGGAACUUGGUUUGUCUGCUUCAGAUCCUAAUGGUCCUAUGUACUACAAAGGGUGGUAUCACUUCUUCUACCAAUACAAUCCGAAAGGUGCAGUUUGGGGUACCAUAGUUUGGGGGCACGCUGUAUCAAGGGACUUGAUUCACUGGCUUCACCUUCCACUGGCAAUGGUGGCUGAUCAAUGGUAUGACCAAAACGGUGUGUGGACAGGCUCUGCCACCAUCUUACCCGAUGGUCAAGUCAUCAUGCUAUACACUGGUUCCACCAACGAGUCAGUGCAGGUCCAAAACCUUGCAUACCCUGCAGAUCCCUCUGAUCCUCUCCUUGUUGAUUGGAUCAAAUACCCUUCAAAUCCAGUUCUGUUCCCUCCACCAGGCAUCGAUACCAAGGAUUUUCGUGACCCCACCACAGCUUGGCUCACCUCAGAAGGCAAGUGGCGCAUCAGUAUUGGUUCAAAGCUUAACAAAACUGGCAUAGCCUUGGUUUAUGAUACCAGUGACUUUAAGACCUACGAGCGUGUGGAGGGACUGCUCCGUGCCGUGCCUGGCACUGGCAUGUGGGAGUGUGUUGACUUCUUUCCAGUAUCCAGUGAGGGUGAAAAUGGCUUGGAUGCUUCAAUCAAUGGGGAGAAUGUGAAGCAUGUGGUGAAGGUUAGCUUGGAUGAUGAUAGACAUGAUUACUAUGCAGUGGGGACUUACGAUGAGAAGAAUGCCAAGUUCACACCAGAUGACUUGAAGAACGAUGUUGGUAUUGGACUCAGAUAUGACUACGGUAUAUUUUAUGCAUCCAAGACAUUUUAUGAUCAGAGUAAGGGAAGUAGAGUGUUGUGGAGUUGGAUUGGAGAGUCUGAUAGCGAAUUUGCUGACGUAGCCAAAGGUUGGGCAUCUAUUCAGGGUAUUCCAAGAACAGUGACACUUGAUAAGAAAACUGGUAGCAGCUUACUUCAAUGGCCUGUAGCAGAGGUGGAAAGUUUGAGAUUGGGAAGCAACGAGUUUGAAAAUUUGAAGGUGAAGCCAGGGUCAGUGGUGCCACUUGAAGUUGGAACAGCUGCACAGUUGGACAUUGUAGCUGAGUUUGAGAUAGAUAACAAAGCCUUGGAGAUGACUGGCCAAUCCAAUAAGGCGUACGAGUGUAGCACCAGUGGUGGAGCAGCAGAACGUGGUUCCUUAGGACCAUUUGGUCUUCUAGUUUUGGCUGAUGAUGAUCUUUCUGAAUACACUCCCACAUACUUUUACGUGGUUAAAGGAAACGAUGGACAACUUAAAACUUCCUUUUGCUCUGAUCAAUUAAGGUCUUCUCUAGCAACUGAUGUUGGUAAGAAAAUCUUUGGAAGCUCUGUUACAGUACUAGAAGAUGAAAAACUGUCAGUGAGGAUCUUGGUGGACCAUUCUGUGGUGGAAAGUUUUGCUCAAGGUGGAAGAACAUGCGUGACAUCUCGAGUUUAUCCAACGAAGGCAAUCUAUGGAGCUGCUAGAUUGUUUUUAUUCAAUAAUGCUACCGAAGUCACUGUGACUGCUUCAGUUAAAGUUUGGCAAAUGAAUUCUGCAUUCAUACGCCCCUUCAACCCACAACAAAGUAAUUCUAUAUAAGGGACUAAGGACUCACAAGUCAAAAUAUUAGGAACAAUUCGCUACGUGACAAAGCUGUUCAAUAACCUUCUCUUCUACUAACCUAAAGGUUAGGGUUAUUGAACUUAGGUCUCCUGCCUCAAUUUUGUCCAAAUCUUUUUUUAAUAGGCUUGAUUUUGUAAAAUAGUAGUGAUAUUUGUAAAUUGUUAUGACAAUGAAAUAAAUAUUAUGUUUCCUUUUCAUGAAAAAU